AUGUCAAAUAUAUUUUUUCCCUCGUUUCCACCAAGGAUCUCCGUAGAUGAGUUAAUAAAACCUAGGAAUCGUAAACAAAAACAACCAACCAAAGCGCCUAACGCAUUUAUGAUAUAUCGAAUUAACUAUUGUCGCGAAAUUUGGAACGAUCGAAAUAUCUCUCAGCCAGAAAUUUCCUCUAUGGCAAGUCAAGCAUGGAAGCAAGAGUCUCAAGCUGUCAAAAGAACAUACUUCGAGUUUGCCAAACAGGCUAAAGAGAUUUAUUUAGCCCGGAAUGCUGAAAAUCACGUAAUUGAUGACGGAGAUAUCGGUAGCAGUCAAUCACAAAAUGAAGACGUUCAAGUGAUAACCGAAAGCGACACCUUGAUCAAUAUUCAACCAAACAGAAUUACUGAGAAUAUUAAUCCUCUCGUAUCUGAAACCGAAGUGACAUCUUUUGACAAUUAUAACUUUAAUAUCAACCUUGAAUUCACUAAUAUGCAAUCUCGCAUUGCUAUUCUUGAGAGCGAACUCGUCUCAAUGAACUCUCAUGUUGUUAUUCUUGAGAACGAACUCGUCUCAAUGAACUCUCGUGUUGCUAUUCUUGAAAAUGAAAGCACUUCAAUGAGACAGACUAUAUCUUUCUUUAAUAUUUAG
Molecule: messenger RNA, 636 nt
Organism: Ambispora gerdemannii
Lineage: Eukaryota; Fungi; Glomeromycota; Glomeromycetes; Archaeosporales; Ambisporaceae
Source: the annotation of a GenBank genome assembly